UUGUAGUUUAUUUGGUAUUUAUUUGAUGUAUCUUUUGAUAAAUUAUAAUUAAAUAUACGAGUAUAUUUUUUUAUAACUUUAAAAUAAAUAUAAAUUAAAUACACAUUUAAUAUCAAUUUAUUUUAUAAUAUUUGAGGUAGUUUAAAAAAUAGUAAGAUUAGUAGUGUAGUUAGGUUAUAUAAAGAACGUUUAGAAAAUGGCAAGUGGAGAAAGGUAUAAAACAGGUAGUUCUGAAAUAGUUUUAGCUCAAGAAAGUUCAAUUAAUGACGCUUAUUCAGCACCUGAAGCAAGAUUUGAAUGUCCCAUUUGUCUAGCUUGGUUAAGAGAUCCAGUUCUAACGUCAUGUGGUCACAGAUUUUGUAGAACUUGUAUACAUUCUUGGUUAGAAAGGGAAAGUGCCUGUCCAGUUGAUAACAUAAAAUUAAAGAAGGACGAUAUUUUUCCUGAUAAUUUUACAAGAAGGGAAAUUUCACAACAGCGCACCAAAUGUCCUAAUAUUAUUAGAGGGUGUUUAGUAGAACUGUCUCCUUUAGACGUAGAAGCUCAUUUAAUGAUUUGUGAGUACAAGGCUCCAGAAUUGCCAGAAAAUGAAAAAGUACGUUGUUCUUUUGUUGAUGUUGGCUGUGACGAAAAAUUUGAGGAUGAACUAGAGUUGCAACGCCAUUUAGAACAAUUCGUCCAGAAACAUUUAACCAUGUUAUCUCAAGCUUACACGAAAAUGAUGGUUAAUAAUAACGUUGCUUCAAGUUCUUCAGCAAUUGCUCAACAAGCUAAUUUUUGGGAUCCUCCUGCCAAAAAUGAAUCUCCAACAUUAUCACAAGAUGAAAAUCUGCAAGGACUUUUAAAGGCGUUGUAUGAAAAAAUUAUAUUUUUAGAACAAAAAACCAGAGAACAAGAUAUAAUUAUAGCAAAUAUGUCUGAACAAAUUUCUUCGUAUAAUUUGUCAGUUAUGAAACUACACCAACGGUAUUGUAAUGGCUGUUACUUGUGGUAUUUUAACGAUUUUAAAAGUAAAGUAAAUGCUAUGCGAGAAAACCCACAUAUUAUGCAUUAUAGCGCUGGAUUUUAUACUUCUGCAAAUGGCUACAAAUUAUGUGUUAGAUUGAAUUUAUCACCUAAAGAUAACAAUUACAUUGCAAUUUUAAUACAUGUCAUGAAAACCGAACACGAUAACGCUCUGGACUGGCCCUUUAGCGGAAGAUUAUCGAUAACUAUAGUUCAUCCAACACAACCCUUUAGAAGUAUCAAAGAAACGAUGAUGACCCGUCCCGAAUUGGAAGCAUUUAAACGUCCUGUUCUGGACUUGAAUCCGAAGGGUUUUGGUUAUACAGAAUUUGCCUUACUUGAGGAAUUAAUCGAACAAGACUUUAUAUAUAACAAUCAGUUAUUAAUUAAGGUACAAGCUCAACCUGUUUGAAUAUAUACAAAAUGUAUCAAUAAUGAAUUAUUUUACCGUUCAUGUUGACUGAAAUUAUUGUUAUCUUAUAAUAUUGUUAAAAAAAGUCGAUUUUAAUGUGCUAUAUAUUAAAAUACACAGUUUGUCAAAUUUAAGAGCAACUUUGGGUAAGUAGGUAGCUAUCCUAAAGGGAAGAUAAUCUUUAUCAGAACAAGUUUAGCAUUGGUUGCAUUCAGGAGCCGAAUACACAAUACAGGGGUUAGGGGAAACCAAAAUCUUAAAUGUUUUGUAGGAUUUCAUUCAUUGGAUUAACCUCGAACCCAAAUUGUUUAUCAUUAGCUUCAUUUCGUACUUGAACAGAAUCGUUUAUAAUUAAAAUCUCUUUAAUUGACAGUGAUACAUUGGUCGUCCUUUUUAUAACAAGACUACUUGUUACAUUAAAUUACAUGUAAUUUCUUUAGCUCGGGAUUGAGAACUGAUCCCAAAACCGAUUGAGAUUGUGAAACUGGACUCGGUGCUAACUGCUCAAAAUAACCUAUUUAUUGUGCAGGUUUAUAAUAAAUAUUUAGUGUUUUCGACAAAAUAUCACAAAAAAUAUUGACUAAUCCGAGUCAACUUUUAUUAUUAUUAGUUUGUUUUCCCGUUAUUAGGUUAAAUAGAGUUUUCUUCAAUGUUUUGAUUUAAUUUUAAAUCUUCUGAACUGUUAGAGGAAAUACAUAGACACAUUUAGAUAAUAUAAAACAAUUCCAAGAAUAAUAAUAGUAAUAAUAAUAAUACUUUAUUGCCCAAACGGGCAUUAAUUAAAUAACUCCUAAAAAAUGCUCCUAGGUGUUUACCUGUUGGCUUGCGAUCAAUUGAUUUUUAACAAGAUUAGAGAAAUAAUAUCUCUUGGUGCAAUAUUUAUUACAGCUUUUUCACAGAAUAUAUUGAUGACUUGGACAUUAUACAGGGUGUUAUUUAAGUAUGUGGCCAAACUUCAAGGGAUGAUUCUUUGAGUGA
Messenger RNA from Anoplophora glabripennis (Asian longhorned beetle), 2395 nucleotides. RefSeq names its product TNF receptor-associated factor 6. The coding region runs from base 197 to 1417 and encodes 406 amino acids. The record is from RefSeq and is a predicted model, not a curated record. Gene Ontology annotation, molecular function: ubiquitin-protein transferase activity; zinc ion binding; protein binding. The transcript has 6 exons. Gene Ontology annotation, biological process: positive regulation of JNK cascade; protein K63-linked ubiquitination; regulation of canonical NF-kappaB signal transduction. Gene Ontology annotation, cellular component: plasma membrane signaling receptor complex. NCBI's taxonomy places the organism in Eukaryota, Metazoa, Arthropoda, Insecta, Coleoptera, Cerambycidae.